AGUAUGUAAAAUGGCAAGUAACGGACAUUCGUCAUAGGGAUCACAUUGAUGAAUAAGUGAAAACGUUAGCGUGAUAAAUUACACUAUUGUAGCAUCAUAAUGGGAUAUUUUCGAUUUUUUUUCUUUUUCGUAGCACACGAUGCACAUCGAAUUAAGAUCUCUAUUUCAAAAGCAAUUGUCCCGUUGGAAUUGAUAUCGGUGCGUGCGCAGCUCUAUCGCAUUCGUAAUAUUCCAAGCAUUAGCAAAAUAAAGAAUUUAUUUACCGAAGUAUUCUCUUUCGAUAAUCGCGCAGAACGAGAGACGUUUAUUUCUGCCGAGAUUGUGCGUCGGUAUAGAGCGCGCGAUAUGCCGUUCUAACGCUGCAACGCACGUUGUCGUCGAGAGCACGUGGACGACAGAGCGCGUUCGAAUUUCGCGGCGGUUACGAAGGGGUGGGUCACGUGAGGGACCGAGCCGGCCGAGGGCGCGAGUAGUCGAGCCGAGGUUAAAUAGCGGGUAGCAGCGCGCGGGGAACCUCUUUCACUCGCAACAACGCGCCGCGUUGCGUCGCGCUCGCUCCGCCUCGAUCAUUACACGGUGUGCGUGUAGGAAUCUCCGUUCGCGUCUUUUCCUCCCUUUCGGUCCGUCUCUCCCCGUUGUCGUCCCGUCGAAUCCCUCGCACGCCAACGAGAAUAUUGUUUGCACAGCGAUAUACACGAAAGAGCGCGCGUAAACGCGGUGACGAGACAUUCCUUUGGAAGGAGGCACGUGUGAGAGAGAGAGAGAGAGAGAACGAUCGGCCAGGCAGCAGCGAGUGGACGCGCGAACAAGCUUCGAGAAGUAUUACGGCAAGCACGACAACGGCGGCGACGAGCCCGAAACGCAGGAAAAUGCCGGAGACCGCGCACCACAUGAACGGCUACGCGAAUGGUCACACGCCGCCCGAGCUGCAACAGGGCACCACUUUUCUCUUCACCUCGGAGUCGGUCGGCGAGGGACAUCCAGACAAAAUGUGCGAUCAAAUAAGUGAUGCUAUCCUGGAUGCACAUUUGAAACAAGAUCCUGAUGCUAAAGUAGCAUGUGAAACCGUCACAAAAACUGGAAUGAUACUAUUAUGCGGGGAAAUUACGUCCAAGGCUGUGGUGGACUACCAGAAAAUUGUUCGAGAUACGGUGAAUCACAUCGGCUAUGAUGACUCUUCAAAAGGAUUCGAUUGGCGUACGUUGAACCUUUUGGUGGCGAUCGAACAACAAUCCCCAAAUAUCGCUGAUGGUGUUCAUACGGACAGGGAAGAGAUGGACGUGGGUGCAGGUGAUCAGGGUUUAAUGUUUGGCUAUGCCACCGAUGAAACCGACGAAUGUAUGCCAUUGACGGUUGUACUUGCACACAAAUUGAAUCAAAAAAUCGCUGAACUAAGACGAAGCGGAGAACUAUGGUGGGCUCGUCCGGAUUCCAAGACACAGUUAACUUGCGAAUAUAUCAUGGACCAUGGAGCUUGCGUGCCCAUAAGAGUUCACACUGUGGUGGUGUCGCUACAACACAGCGAAAAGAUCGGUUUGGACGAGCUACGUAAGGCGGUCAUGGAGAAGGUUAUCAAAGAAGUUAUACCAGCGAGAUACUUGGACGACAGAACGAUCUUUCAUGUGAAUCCUUGCGGACUUUUUAUUAUUGGUGGACCACAGAGCGACGCUGGUCUCACCGGACGAAAGAUCAUCGUAGAUACGUAUGGUGGUUGGGGUGCACACGGUGGUGGCGCAUUCUCCGGUAAAGAUUUUACAAAGGUAGACAGAUCAGCCGCAUACGCCGCAAGAUGGGUUGCCAAGUCUUUGGUGAAAGCCGACCUGUGCAGGCGCUGUCUUGUACAGGUUUCCUAUGCUAUUGGAGUGGCGGAACCCUUGUCAAUCACAGUCUUUGAUUAUGGUACAUCCACGCGCUCUCAGAAUGAGCUCUUAGAUAUAGUGAACAAAAAUUUUGAUCUGCGACCCGGAAAGAUCGUCAAGGAGCUGAAUCUCCGCAAUCCCAUUUAUCAACAAACCAGUACAUAUGGUCAUUUUGGACGAGAUGGGUUCACAUGGGAACAACCAAAGAAGCUGAUCCUCGAUUGAUGAGAGAGCGAGUUUUAAGUUGGUCUCGACGUUUCGCGGCUUUCAAACGUCCGACAAAAAAUGUCUCUCUUUUUCUCACAGUAAACGUGUUAUCUCGUGAAAUA
Molecule: messenger RNA, 2188 nt
Organism: Dinoponera quadriceps
Lineage: Eukaryota; Metazoa; Arthropoda; Insecta; Hymenoptera; Formicidae
Gene: Sam-S
Product: S-adenosylmethionine synthase
Exons: 9
Coding region: 870-2084 (404 amino acids)
Biological process (GO): S-adenosylmethionine biosynthetic process
Cellular component (GO): cytosol
Molecular function (GO): ATP binding; methionine adenosyltransferase activity
Source: RefSeq, a predicted model, not a curated record